Messenger RNA from Neltuma alba, 1872 nucleotides. Its product is annotated as ankyrin repeat-containing protein NPR4-like. Gene Ontology annotation, molecular function: protein binding. The transcript is spliced from 6 exons. Gene Ontology annotation, cellular component: membrane. NCBI's taxonomy places the organism in Eukaryota, Viridiplantae, Streptophyta, Magnoliopsida, Fabales, Fabaceae. Bases 1 to 1872 code for a protein of 623 amino acids. The record is from RefSeq and is a predicted model, not a curated record.
AUGGGAAAGAAGAAUAGUGAGAUUAUGAUAGAGGGAGAUAUGUUCAGCGAAACAAUGAGAGAAGCUCAAAGAGCUUAUAGGUCCACAGAAUGGGACAAGUUCAAGGAAAUCUUUGCUGAUAAUAAGACAGAGUUGCUAGAGAAUUUUGACUUGUUGGGGAACACCGCCAUUAACAUGGCAGCUCGCUCUGAUAAUCCAGAACUGUUGAAGGAGUUGCUGGGAAAGCUAUCUGAAGAAGAAAGGUGGCGCGCCGUGAGGAAGAAGAACCGUCAAGGCAACACCCUUCUCCAUAUAAUCGCCGAGGCUUGCAAGAUGUUGGAGAUGGCGGACAUCGUACUUGAUUUCGAAAAGACCGCUCCUUUGCCGCCGGAGCUGGUAGAGGAGGAGAAGGCGGAGAUGGCAGAGCUAUCAUCAAAGGAGAAGAAGGAGCAAGAGGAGGAGAAGAGAAGGCCAUUGUUGGAGUGGAAAAACUUAAAAGGUGAAACGCCGGUGUUCAAAGCUGCUAAGUUCGGUAACCUCAAGAUGCUAACCCAUUUGGUCAAGCGUGCAGAAGAUCAGCCUCAGACUAACCUGGAAAUCCAUCAAGAAGGCCUCAGAGAGACCAUUCUGCAUGCUAGUUUGAACGCGCAAUCCUUUGAUGUAGCUCUCUGGAUAAUCAUGAAAAUGGAUAAGAAUAAUGAUCUAGCUGGGAAGCAGAAUAAAAAUGAUCUGACUUGCCUUCAGCUUCUUGCCAGAAUGCCUAGUUCUUUUCACAGUCAUUAUGAUCCCCAGGAAUUCUUCGCCAAACUCGUCUAUAGAUUGCUUCCCGAUGAAGGAUACGACAUUGAAGGUUACAACAGCUUUGAUCAGUUGCUUUGGCGAGACUUAGAAACUGGCGAACAACAUGAUGCCAGGCCACCAACCCCAGGUCAUCUUUCAAGGGCCAAUUACGCAGUUUGGAAAUAUCUAGCUAAAGCUAGCAACGGGAUCAUAGAAAUCAUACACUUGUACCUUAAAGAACAUCCGGAGUCUAUAAAUCACUUCAGUGAAGGUGGCCAAAACAUACUGCACAUAGCGGUCAAGCACCGUCAAAGAGAAAUCUUCAAAUGGCUACAGGAUCAACCAGAGCUUCCCUCACUGGCUUCUCGAGUUGCUCAAAGUAAUCGUACGGCAUUGCACCAAGUUGCGAGGAUGGAUUAUUACAGGGGAUCACCCCUACCUGGCGCAGCGUUCCAACUCCAAGAAGAGCUGGAUUGGUAUAAACGAGUGGAAAAGAUUGUUCCACCUCACCUUCACAUGCAUUGUGACAAAGAUGUACUAACAGCAGGAGACCUUCUGGACAUAGAGCACGAUGAGAUGCUUGCAGACGCCCAACAAUGGAUAAAAGAUACCUCUCAGUCUUGCUCCACGGUGGCAGUCCUUGUGGCCACGGUGGUCUUCGCGGCGGCCUACACCAUACCGGGCGGGACCGAGGGUGGCUCCGCGCUGCUCUCCAGAUCUCCGGUGUUCAUAUUCUUCACCAUCAUGGACAUCGUGGCGCUUGCCUUCUCCUUGGCUUCGGUGGUGAUGUUUCUUUCCAUCCUCAAUGCGCCGUUUGAGCUGUGGGAUUUCCACAGGUCCCUGCCACGGAAACUGAGCAUAGGGUUUGCUUUUCUGUUCGUGUCGCUGACCACCACGAUGCUUGCUUUUAGUGCGACCAUUUUGAUCACAAUCAGGUUGCAAUGGAAGAACUGGACUUCGACCUUGGUGUACAGUGCUGCGCUCUUUCCUGUCACCAUAUUUGCCUUGAUUGAAUUCCCACUUUACAAGAAGAUUCCGAUUAUGUUCUCCAAGCUGUUCCCCAACUUACGUAAGAAGAAGAUUUCAAUUGGUCGAUCAAGCAGAAGGGUCUAA